CUGGGAUCUCUUACAGUUUGGGAACAGAGAUCAUGUCACAUUUGGUGGACCCUACAUCAGGAGACUUGCCAGUUAGAGACAUAGAUGCAAUACCUCUGGUGCUACCCACCUCAAAAGGUAAGAAUAUGAAAACUCAACCACCCUUCAGCAGGAUGAACCGGGAGGAACUGGAGGACAGUUUAUUUCGACUUCGCGAAGAUCACAUGUUGGUGAAGGAGCUUUCUUGGAAGCAACAGGAUGAGAUCAAAAGGCUGAGGACGACCUUGUUCCGGUUGACCACUGCUGGCCGGGACCUGCCGGUAGCGGAGGAGGCUGCGCCGCCUUCGGAGACCGCAAGGCGCCGGCAGAACAUGGGGUGGCGGCAGCGACUCUACGUACACCAGCGCCCCCAGAUGCGCCGACUGCAAGGGCAGUUCCAGCGCGUCAGCCCCGCCGCCCCUCCCCGUGCCCAGCCUCGCUUCCCCGUGGGACACAGACAGCUCCACACCUCUGGUGCAUCGGUGCCGGAGAAACUGAAGAGGGGGCCAAGGGACAGGCUAAGCUACACAGCCCCUCCGUCGUUUAAGGAGCAUGCGACAAGUGAAAACACCAGAGGUGAAAUAGCCAGUGAACCCAGCGAACUCAAUGUCAUAAGUAUGACUAAUCCCAUUGUUGUAUGCAUGCCUAACAGUGCCCCCAUCAUGACCAGCAAUACCAUGCAAGUGGAAGAGCCACCCAAGUCCCCUAAGAAAAUGUGGUCUAAAGAUGAAAAUUUUGAAAACAGAAGCUCUUUGGAGUGUGCUCAGAAGGCUGCAGAGCUUCGAGCUUCCAUUAAAGAGAAGGUAGAGCUGAUUCAACUGAAGAAGCUCUUACAUGAAAGAAAUGCCUCAUUGGUUACGACAAAAGCACAAUUAACAGAAGUUCAAGAGGCAUAUGAAACCUUGCUCCAGAAGAAUCAGGGAAUCCUGAGUGCAGCCCAUGAGGCCCUCCUCAACCAAGUGAAUGAGCUCAGGGCAGAGCUGAAGGAAGAGAGCAAGAAGGCUGUGAGCUUGAAGAGCCAACUAGAAGAUGUGUCUAUCUUGCAGAUGACUCUGAAGGAGUUUCAGGGGAGAGUUGAAGAUUUGGAAAAAGAACGAAAAUUGCUGAAUGACAAUUAUGACAAACUCUUAGAAAACAUGCUGGACAGCAGUAGUCAGCCUGACUGGAGCAAUGAGCUCAUAGGAGAACGGCUACAGCAGCAAGUCUCUGAGCUGCAGAAUCAGCUGGAUGCUGAGCUGGAGGAGAAGAGAAAAGUUUCUCUGGAGCUGUCCAGGGAGAAAGCUCAAAAUGAGGAUCUGAAGCUUGAAGUCAUCAACAUACUUCAGAAGCAUAAACAGGAAUUAGAGCUUCUCCAAAAGCCAGCCGAAGUUUCCCAGCCUCCUGACAGACAAUGUGAACCAGCCACUCCCCCAGCUCUAUUCCAAGAGAAUACUCAGAGUGAGCCAAGUGAACCCCAAAACCAAGAAGAAAAGAAACUGUCCCAGGUGCUAAAUGAGUUGCAAGUAUCACACGCAGAGACCACACUGGAACUAGAAAAGACCAGAGACAUGCUUAUUCUGCAGCGCAAAAUCAACGUGUGUUAUCAGGAGGAACUGGAGGCAAUGACAACAAAAGCUGACAGUGAUAAUAGAGAUUACAAAGAAAAGCUGGAGAGGUUGACUCGACUGCUAGACCUCAAGAAUAACCGUAUCAAGCAGCUGGAAGAACAGCUCAAAGAUGUUGCUUAUGGCACCCGACAGUUGUCAUUAUGUUUGGAAACACUGCCAGCCCAUGGAGAUGAGGAUAAAGUGGACAUUUCUCUGCUGCAUCAGGGUGAGAAUCUUUUCGAACUGCACAUCCACCAGGCCUUCCUGACAUCUGCUGCCCUGGCUCAGGCUGGAGACACCCAACCUACCACUUUCUGCACCUAUUCCUUCUAUGACUUUGAAACCCAUUGUACCCCAUUGUCUGUGGGGCCACAGCCCCUCUAUGACUUCACCUCCCAGUAUGUGGUGGAGACAGACUCCCUUUUCUUACACUACCUUCAAGGGGCUUCAGCCCGGCUUGAUCUCCACCAGGCUGUGGCCAGUGAGCACAACACUCUUGCUGCAGGAUGGAUUUGCUUUGACAGGGUGCUGGAGACCGUGGAGAAAGUCCAUGGCUUGGCCAUACUGAUUGGAGCUGGUGGAGAAGAGUUUGGGGUUCUAGAGUACUGGAUGAGGCUGCGUUUCCCGAUAAAACCCAGCCUACAGGCAUGCAAUAAACGAAAGAAAGCCCAGGUCUACCUGUCAACCAAUGUGGUUGGAGGCUGGAAGGCCCAGGAGAAUGAGUUCAGAACAGAGUCUCGGGAACCUCAGAAUGAGCUACGGAUUGAAAUCACCAAGUGCUGCGGCCUCCGGAGUCGAUGGCUGGGAACUCAACCCAGUCCAUAUGCUGUGUAUCGUUUCUUCACCUUUUCUGACCAUGACACUGCCAUCAUUCCAGCCAGUAACAACCCCUACUUUAGAGAUCAGGCUCGAUUCCCAGUGCUUGUGACCUCUGACCUGGACCAAUAUCUAAGGCGGGAGGCCCUGUCUAUACACGUUUUUGAUGAUGAAGACUCAGAGCCUGGCUUGUAUCUUGGCCGAGCCCAAGUGUCUUUACUGCCUCUUGCAAAAAACAAAUCUAUUAAAGGGGAUUUUAACCUCACUGACCCUGCAGAGAAACCCAAUGGAUCUAUUCAAGUGCAACUUGAUUGGAAGUUUCCCUAUAUACCCCCUGAGAGUUUCCUGAAACCAGAAGCUGAGACUAAGGGGAACAAUACCAAGGACAGUUCAAAGAUCUCAUCUGAAGAGGAAAAGGCUUCGGUUCCUUCCCAGGACCAGAUUGCAUCUCCUGAGGUUCCCAUUGAAGCUGGCCGGUAUCAAGCAAAGAGAAAAGCUCCUCAUGGAGGAGAAAGAAAGGAAAAGGAGCACCAAGUUUUGAGCUACUCAAGAAGAAAACAUGGCAAAAGAAUAGGUGUUCAAGGAAAGAACAGACUCGAGUAUCUUAGCCUUAACAUCUUAAAUGGAAAUACACCUCAACAGGUGAACUACACUGAAUGGAAAUUCUCAGAGGCUAAGAGCACCAUAGAUGACGGCUUUAAAAAUCAGCACGAGGAAAAGGAAUUGUCAUUAUCCCAUUCAGCACUGAAACGGAAGGAACCCCUGCAUCCUGUAAAUGAAUUGCAGGAAAAUGAAGGCUAUUGGAGUGAGGAGAAACAACUCAAAGGUUCAGAGAAGAUGUGCAUUGAAAUUGUCUCCCUGACCUUCUACCCAGAGGCAGAAGUGAUGUCUGAUGAGAAUGUAAAGCAGGUGUACGUGGAGUACAAAUUCUACGACCUACCCUUGUCGGAGACAGAGACUCCAGUAUCCCUAAGAAAGCCUAGGGCAGGAGAAGAAAUCCACUUUCACUUUAGCAAGGUAAUAGACCUGGACCCACAGGAGCAGCAAGGCCGAAGGCAGUUUCUGUUCGACAUGCUGAAUGAACAAGAUCCUGAGCAAGGACAUUUAAAGUUUACAGUGGUUAGUGAUCCUCUGGAUGAAGAAGAGAAAGAAUGUGAAGAAGUAGGAUACGCAUAUCUUAAACUGUGGCAGAUCCUGGAGUCAAGAAAAGAUAUUCUAGAGCAAGAACUAGACAUUGUUAACCCUGAAGAUCUGGCCACCCCAAUAGGAAGGCUGAAGGUUUCCCUUCAAGCAGCUGCUGCCCUCCAUGCUAUUUACAAGGAGAUGACUGAAGAUUUGUUUUCAUGAAGAAACAAGUGCUAUUCAGAUCUCUGGGGGAACCAUAGUAAAGUCUCAUAAAGUAACUUGCUACAACAUGAAUUUGUUUUACUGUGAUAUCUAGUAUCUCUCAACCUAAUGAUAAAAGUUCAGAAUGGUCAAAGUUUCUUUUGUGUUGCUAGCUAGCUAAAGGCAUUUUUCUCUAAUGCCUUAGCACUUUACCAGGCAAGAAGCAGGCUUGCUUUCAGGAGAUGAAAAAGAAUGAUCACAAAAGGUGAAUUUACAAAAACAAACAACAACAACAAAAAAAACCCAGUUUAUUCAUCUUUUAGUUCUUCCAAAAUUGAAAAUAUCAAGUCCUACUGCUAAGGAGAAAAAAACAAACAUAAAAUCCGGGACCCCUCCCCACUUCUUCUCUUAAAGUCAGAGCAUGGAAGGAACUGCAGUGGGACAGGUGGGUGCAGAGAACCAGAAGGGGAGGAUGGCAAGAUAAACUCCCCAAAUACUUGAAAAGCUGUUCAACAGAAACUGUGACAAUGCAAGACAAGUUAAAAUAAGGAGCGGCAGUGCUGAGAGGCUGUGUUGUAGAUAUGGCCUCCCUUCCUCUUCUCUUUUCUCAUCAGGGUAUUCUAGGCCCAAGGCAUGAUUUGCCCCUUCCAGAUCUAAAUGUUGACUCCUUUGAGCUUUCCUCUAGAUUUCACUAGACGCAGUAUACGAGGAACAACCAUUCUUCCUUAUAUAUACCAAAAAAAAA
Messenger RNA from Cebus imitator (Panamanian white-faced capuchin), 4491 nucleotides. RefSeq names its product RPGR interacting protein 1 (gene RPGRIP1). Gene Ontology annotation, biological process: retinal rod cell development; non-motile cilium assembly. Gene Ontology annotation, molecular function: thromboxane A2 receptor binding. Bases 33 to 3767 code for a protein of 1244 amino acids. Gene Ontology annotation, cellular component: photoreceptor connecting cilium. Lineage: Eukaryota; Metazoa; Chordata; Mammalia; Primates; Cebidae. The record is from RefSeq and is a predicted model, not a curated record. The transcript has 24 exons.